Messenger RNA from Caenorhabditis elegans, 613 nucleotides. RefSeq names its product CS domain-containing protein (gene Y73B6BL.27). NCBI's taxonomy places the organism in Eukaryota, Metazoa, Nematoda, Chromadorea, Rhabditida, Rhabditidae. Bases 22 to 417 code for a protein of 131 amino acids. The transcript has 4 exons. The record is from RefSeq and is marked reviewed.
AUUUUAGAUCGAUGAGCUGAAAUGGCUUCAUCUUCAGCAUCAUGGAAAGAUCAAGAUCCCUACAGUGCACCUGGACCACUUGGUGCUCGAUACGAUGAUCAUCCUCUUCAUCUUGACAUUCAACUAGUUGUUCCUGGAAUUCGACCAAAAAGCUUCUAUCGAGCAGCCAACACUCAAGUCAAUAUCAAAAGUGAUCCAUUUAGCAUGAAGUGUGUAGUUGAAAUUGUGAAAAUCGACAAAAAGAAGACGCCACCAGAGAAAUCGAUUAUCGAUCGUAGAUUCUAUCAGAUUCAACGAUUUCCUGCAGAAAUUGAAGAUAUCACGUGGAAACUGAAAAAAGAUUGUUGUCAUUUGACAAUCAAGAAGAAAGUGGCUCAAUCAUGGGAAAAUCAAAUGUCACAAUUUGGAAUGACCUAACUAUUUUAUUCAGUUUUAUAUCUGCAAUUGGCUUAUGACCCCCUUAUAUUAUAUGUUUUCCAUCCAAUUUUCGGUCUCUCUUCUUCUCAUCGUUCUCAAUAGAGCGCACUUUGACCCGAAUUAUACAGACCUCUAUUUGGUACUUUGUUAUAAAUAAAUGUAUUUACUUUUUUGAAUGAAUUGAGAUUAAGAUUAA